CUCGCUGAGAGUCGAUCACAGGCUUGCUACACUGUUGAUAGCACGCGGGAGCCAUUACUCGUCCUGCGUUGCAACUUCUGGUGCCUCCAAGGUACACAGAGCUGGCCGAGGCCAACCACACUUUCUGCGAUGGAUCGGUCUAGAGAAGAUGCCCUUCGUCGUCGACGGGAAAGGGAAAGAGAACGUCGUGCCGGUCUGUUUUUCGACGGCGACUGCGUUAUAGGGAACGGGCAAGGCAACGCCUGGCCACGGAAACAGCGGAAGAAAGGGAAGCACGACUAGCGUGAAACAGUGACAGUAUCAUCGCCUCAGUGGAGAUGGACUGAGCUCUCUUUGUACAACUCUAUGCAUUUGUACUAUCAUGACA
Geodia barretti is the source of this 367-nucleotide messenger RNA. The record is from the annotation of a GenBank genome assembly. NCBI's taxonomy places the organism in Eukaryota, Metazoa, Porifera, Demospongiae, Tetractinellida, Geodiidae.